Messenger RNA from Octopus bimaculoides (California two-spot octopus), 1075 nucleotides. RefSeq names its product uracil phosphoribosyltransferase homolog. NCBI's taxonomy places the organism in Eukaryota, Metazoa, Mollusca, Cephalopoda, Octopoda, Octopodidae. The record is from RefSeq and is a predicted model, not a curated record.
ACAAUUAAAUUGAGGAAAACUCGUGAUAACCAUUUAAAAUACAUGUGCUAUAUUCACUUUCGUGCACGUACAGAAUAAUUCGUUGUACGCAAAACCGGUUGUUUAGGAUACGUGGCUAUUUAAAUUACAUGGAAAGUAACUGAGUACGUAGACGAGACUAAGUGGAGUGAGAUGGCGGGGGCGACGCUGAGAGAAUGUAUGAAUGAAACAGUGUAAGAGGGAGUAAGAGAGUGAUAGGUAUCAUCAUCAUAAGCACCAGCAGCAGUAGUCUAUUCACAUAUCGCGCGCACCCCCGUCUUGCCACUAGAGUACAAUCUCCGUCACUGUCUUCCCUUUCCCGUCGACGGGAAAUUUGUCAAGACAGCGUCAGCGUCUUUAUGGCAAGGGUGCUACUAUGGAGCCAGACCUUAUUCAAACUGCCCCCUGUAUUGUAAAAGAUGAAGAAUACGGACCGCAACUAAAAGUUUUGAAAAAUACUAACAAUAUCAAAGAACUGCAGACGUUUUUACGCGAUAAGACGACAGCCAGAAGUGAUUUUAUAUUCUAUGCAGAUAGAUUGAUUCGUCUGGUUGUUGAAGAAGGUCUUAACCAACUUCCUUACCAAAAAUUUACAGUAACCACCCCAACAGGUUACGAGUACCAUGGGUUGAAGUAUGAAAAGGGAAACUGUGGAGUCAGUAUUAUCAGAAGUGGCGAAGCCAUGGAACAAGGUCUACAGAACUGCUGUGGUCCAAUACGCAUAGGAAAGAUAUUGAUACAGAGCGAUGCAGAUACUCAUGAAGCAAAGGUGCUUUACUCCAAUUUUCCACCAGAGUUCAGCAGUCGGAAAGUAUUAUUGAUGUACCCUAUUAUGAGUACUGGUAACACAGUGACAAAAGCAAUGAAUGUUUUAAAGAAUCACAGAGUUAAAGAACAGAAUGUGAUCUUGUUAAAUCUCUUUUGUACACCACGAUCUGUCAAAUCACUUAUCAACUCAUUCCCUGGUAUCACCAUAGUAACCACAGAAGUUCACCCAGUAGCACCAAAUCACUUUGGACAGAAAUAUUUUGGCACUGAAUGAACCAAAGGCCAAUGC